AAAAGAUCUCGGAAAAGACGACAAUCACAAGUUAAACAUUUUCGCGCGCAGAAACUGGGUCAUUAAUAUUUAAAUAUGGCAGCCUCCUGGAGCUGGUCGCACAAACUAUGCCGUGCACUUCUUAUACGUUGUCCGACAGCCAAAAAUGGCAAACCUUUCAAACCACACACUGUAUCUAGGGCUUUCAGUAUUAGUCAUACCUACCAAAGUGAUGACAGAACCCAACAUUUCCAGCCUCAAAGUGCCCCUAUGCUGCCAGCUGGGGCCUUCUCAGGAAAGGUAGCGAUUGUUACAGGUGGGGGCACUGGGUUGGGGAAGGGCAUGGCUGCCAGGCUCUCGGAACUGGGGGCACAGGUGGUGAUAGCUAGCAGAAAUUUUGAAGCGCUGCAGAAGACUGCAGAAGAAAUUGCAGACAAAACAAAUAACAAGGUCUUUCCUAUACCAAUGAAUGUGCGAGAUCCAGAAAGUGUAAAGGCCGCCAUAGAUAAAAUGGAGGAAGUGUGCGGACUGCCUCAUGUUGUGAUAAACAAUGCGGCAGGAAACUUCAUCUCCCCCACAGAGAGGCUGUCGCCCAAUGCAUGGAAAACGGUGGUGGAUAUUGUGCUGAAUGGAACAGCUAACGUCACACUGGAUGUAGGAAAGCGAUUGAUCAAAGCUAAGCAGGGUGCAGCUUUUCUUGCUAUCACUGCCACCUACACUAGUAGCGGCUCUGGAUAUGUUGUGCCCAGCGCAGCUGCCAAGGCUGGUGUAGAGGCCAUGACUACCUCCCUGGCAGCAGAGUGGGGAAAGUAUGGGAUGAGGUUCAACUGUAUAGCUCCUGGACCAAUUAAAACUAAGGGUGCCUUCAGCAGAUUGGACCCAACUGGUGAGUGGGAAAAAAUGAUUGAAAAAAGGAACCCCACGAGACGUCUCGGAGAAAUAGAAGAACAUGCCAACCUUGCCAGUUAUGUUGUCAGUGACUUUGCCAGUUGGUUAACAGGAUCUGUCAUUCGUUUUGAUGGAGGAGAAUUCCCUUCUUUGGCAGGAGAGUUCAACAGCAUGGACAUGAUUCCCCCUGAGCAGUGGGAUAUGUUGGAGCAGUUAAUUAGACAGACAAAGGGGUCUUAAGCCUGUGCAAUACUUUAAACAACU
Molecule: messenger RNA, 1131 nt
Organism: Lingula anatina
Lineage: Eukaryota; Metazoa; Brachiopoda; Lingulata; Lingulida; Lingulidae
Product: 2,4-dienoyl-CoA reductase [(3E)-enoyl-CoA-producing], mitochondrial
Biological process (GO): fatty acid beta-oxidation
Cellular component (GO): mitochondrion
Molecular function (GO): 2,4-dienoyl-CoA reductase (NADPH) activity
Source: RefSeq, a predicted model, not a curated record